AUGGACGUCCUAAUGAACGCUUUAUGCCUCGUGAUGUUUGUGCUGAUGCCUCGUCUCGUCUCUUCUCUUCUUGUGCUGCUGUUGGAUUGGAUGGCUUGUGACGUCACCGCGGCGGCCUGGCAGGGUCAGGCGGAUCGCUGUUUCUACGAGACCCUGCUGAAACAAAAGCCAGAGAGUCACAUGGCGCAGGACUGGUGUCUGGCGCACGGGGUGUGCGGGGCGGCUGAAGCGGAUGCUCUCUACAAGAGAGUCUGCAAGAGGAAAGGGCUGCAACCGUUGGCCCACGCGUCGUCUCUAUCCAGCUCCCCCGUCAAAAAGGUGUAG
Ectocarpus siliculosus is the source of this 324-nucleotide messenger RNA. Lineage: Eukaryota; Phaeophyceae; Ectocarpales; Ectocarpaceae. The record is from the annotation of a GenBank genome assembly.